This is a messenger RNA of Fonsecaea nubica, 438 nucleotides long. RefSeq lists its product as hypothetical. Lineage: Eukaryota; Fungi; Ascomycota; Eurotiomycetes; Chaetothyriales; Herpotrichiellaceae. Bases 1 to 438 code for a protein of 145 amino acids. The transcript has a single exon. The record is from RefSeq and is a predicted model, not a curated record.
AUGGCAGAUCGAUCCCACUACACUUACCGUGCCAAUAUAGCCCGGCGCCGCACGAGGGAAUUUGUCGUGAGAAGCGACUCGGGCCCCAAUGGGCAGCACCGAACUGCGUCCGGGCGACAUGCUGGGGACGACUAUCACGGCGAAACACACGCUCGAAGGACGGUCUAUGAGGAGCGUAUUGUGAUUGACCCUGUGCCGAAGAAGCCGCCGGUCCCACCAAAGAAACCACAUCUGAUUAAGAAACCGGCCGUUGUGAAGGCUGGAACUUCUGGUGUUCCUGUCGCGCUAAAGUUGUCUGGACUUUGGGGCUCGGGAGAGGAACUUACGGUUGGCAGAUUUCCUUCAGGUGGGCUCUUCCUGGAUAGAAAGGUGACACGGUAUGGGAAACCGCCUCCAGUUCGGCUGCCGCCAUCAGAUUCGAGUUCUGAUAGCAAUUGA